GCUUAUGAAGAAAAGUUGUUGUGGAAGCCACCUACAAAUCCAUUUACCAAAUUUAUGGAGAAGCCUUCAAUUGAUGGAAGUCAUUCAGAGAAACUAUGUUCUCAUUUUACAAGUACACCAGAGGACGAACAUUUACCACAGGCUGCCAGUGAAAGUCAUCUCAGCUGUCUAAAGCAGGACAUCCUAAAUGAAAAGACUGAUCUGGAAGCAACAUUUAAGGAAGCUGAGUUGGCAACCUGUUCUGUAGAAUUAUUUUUGCCAUUAUUUAAGGAUACCGUUGAAGAGAUUAGUUUUGAAAAUGCUAAUCUUUUUGCAUCCAAUUUGAAGAAGAUUUCUAAACAGAAGGAAAUAUUAACAAAAGAAUUAGACACUUUUAAACGUGUAAAACAAGCUUUGGAACAUCUUAGAAAGACAGAAUACCAACAAGUAGGGGACAGUUUAUCCAGCAUGUUAGAGAAGCUAACUGAUAAUGAAAGUGAAAAUACUAAUCUUAAGAAGAAGGUACUUGAAAAGGAGACCUAUAUUCAAGAACUUUCUUGUUUGUUUCAGAAUGAAAAGGCAAAUGCUUUGAAAGCAGACCGUUUUUCACAAUCAGUAAAAGUAGUACAUGAACGACUACAGUUCCAAAUUCAUAAAAAGGAGGCAGAGAAUGAUAAAUUAAAAGAAUACAUAAAGAGCUUGGAAACCAAGAUAACUGAAUGGAACUUACAACUGAGAAAGAAUAAGCAUGAAGCUGUAGCAAUGAAAGAAUCAAGCAAACAAAAAACUAUAGCUCUAAAAAAGGCAUCUAAAAUUUACAGACAAAGGCUUAAAUACUUUACUGGAGACAUGGAAAACCUUACCUCCCAAAUUAGAGAUCAGGAAGCCAAGCUGUCUGAAACAAUUUCAGCUUCCAAUGCCUGGAAAAGUCAUUAUGAGAAAAUUGUAAUAGAAAAAACUGAAUUGGAAGUUCAGAUUGAAACAAUGCAAAAGCAAGUUACAAAUCUUUUGGAAGACCUGAAGAAAAUGGAAGACGUUGGAAAAAAUUCAUGUGAAGAAAUUCUUAGAAAACUUCACUCAAUUGAAUAUGAAAAUGAAACUCUGAAUCUUGAGAAUACAAAAUUAAAGACUACACUUGAUGCUUUGAAGGAUGAGGUGGUUUCUGUUGAAAAUGAACUUUUAGAAUUGCAAGAAGUAGAAAAACAACAGAAGACCCUUAUUGAAGUAUAUAAAACUCAGAUACAAAAAUUGCAAGAAGCAGCUGAAAUGGUGAAAAGCAGAUGUGAAAAUUUGCUACAUGAAAAUAACCUAAUUACAAAAAACAAAAAUAAAAAAUUAGAGAAGGUUGAUGCAAAUCAUAAUCUUCUGAGAAAGCUUUCUCUGGAAGAGGAAAAUUAUCUUAUUCAGUUGAAGUGUGAAAACCUUAAACAAAAAUUAGAACAGAUGGAUGCGGAAAAUAAAGAGCUUGAAAAGAAGCUGGCAAACCAAGAAGAAUGUCUUAAGCAUUGCAAUCUUAAGUUUAAAGAGAAAUCAGCAGAAUAUACAGCAUUGGCCAGACAGCUGGAAGCUGCUUUAGAAGAAGGAAGACAAAAGGUUUCUAAAGAAAUAGAGAAAAUGUCAUCUAGAGAGAGGGCUUUGCAGAUUAAAAUAUUAAAUCUGGAAACUGAACUUAGAAAGAAAAAUGAAGAACAAAAUCAACUUGUUUGCAAAAUGCACAGCAAAGCACAACACCAGGAAGUAUGUUUGAAGGAAAUGCAACAUAGUCUUGAAAAGUCGGAGAAUCAAAAUGAAAGUAUUAAGAAUUAUUUACAAUUUCUUAAAACUUCUUAUGUAACAAUGUUUGGAUAAAUGGUUAUAUUU
Molecule: messenger RNA, 1839 nt
Organism: Odobenus rosmarus divergens (Pacific walrus)
Lineage: Eukaryota; Metazoa; Chordata; Mammalia; Carnivora; Odobenidae
Gene: ODF2L
Product: outer dense fiber of sperm tails 2-like
Exons: 15
Coding region: 55-1827 (590 amino acids)
Biological process (GO): negative regulation of cilium assembly
Cellular component (GO): centrosome; ciliary basal body
Source: RefSeq, a predicted model, not a curated record